AUGAUAGACAUGAUCCUGAAAAUGCUUCUAGGGAAAUAUUUUGAAUCAGGUGACAACAACUUCGUAACCAUGAACAUGAAAGCGGGGAUUGAAAUUCGAAACAUCAUAAUAAAAAACGACGAAAUUAACAAUUUUUUAAAAAGUAAAAAUAUAGAUAUAGAAAUAGUUUAUUUGAAAAUAGAAAGAAUUAACAUAAGUUUCAUAACUCUGUCAGGCGUAUUAACUCUAAAAUUACAUGGAGUGGACUUAAGACUUAAGCCAUAUAUUCAUAAAAAUGCUUCCAAAGGAAUUAAAAACAAGUUGAUCAAUUUGUUAAGGAAGAAUCAAGAAGGAGAAGAGGUUUUGCUUUGUACACCCAGGGUGGAGAAUUUCAACCACUCAAAAUUCAAAACAAAAAAACAAACUAUGUGUUGUUGUUGUGAAAGCUAUAAAGAUGAAGAGAAUAGUCUCUCUUGCUACAACAACUUUAGCAAAAUAAAAUCCUAUAUAUGUGAAGAAUGCUGCAUUCUGAAAAAUAAAGAUAAGGAAAAAAGUUGGAAAUUUAUUAAAAAUCAAUUCAAUUUAAAAAUAAAGUACUGGAACCAUCAGAAUGAUACGCGGAGUUAUGUUGCACCUAAGACAAAACCUGUUCCCAUUACCACUGCUGCUGCUGCUUUUAGUAGUAGUAGUAAUACUACUACUACUACCACCAAUAUAGGUAACAAAUUAAUCACCAUCAAUUGUGGAAAAUUGCACCUGAGGAGUGCAGAAAAGCUUAGGUGUAAUGAUGACAAGGAGGAGUUGUUACACACAAGUGUAAUUAGAAGAAAAUGCAUGAGAAAUGUCCUAAAUGAAAAGGAGAAAAAUACAUUUAAUAAUAAAGUAGUAGAGAAGCAAAACUCAAGAAAAAUUUCCCCUCAUUUGGCAAAUCUAAGUAGUAUAAACAAAACUAGUGUACCAUUCGAGAAAUGUGCGAAAUUUGUCCCCAGGGGUGUAGAAAAUUUUCGUAAUGAUAAUUCAGUUGUAAUGACAAAUAAUGAGUAUAUCGACUUUGGUAUGUUAAAUGGUGCGAAGAAUAAACAAACUGCUUUUGAUAGAUAUAAAUGGGAUUAUAAUUGUUCAAAUGAUAGACAUUCACCAAACAACACAAACAUGAAGAUGCAGUUGAAUAUGCCCAUGAGUAAUGGUGGAGAACAUUUGAAUGCAAAGAAAAAAGACUCGAACAAGUGCUUUGUGCAUGGUAACAGUGACGAUUUGUGGAAUAUAAACAUGGAAUUAAAAAAAAAAAAAAGUGUGAACAAUUUUCAUAUGUUUGAUGACAAAAUUGGUGAUAAUAUUUAUUAUCAUGAAAGCGGUAAAUUAAGUCAUCAUAUACCAGUAGGUUCGUUGGAGAAUAUCCCUCAUGGGAGUUACCAGAAUGUAGGUAAAAUAAAUACGCAUCAUCACUUCAGUCACGAAUGCAGCAAUUUGUUGUAUACAUACAACGGAAUACAUAACAAUAAUUGCAUAAAGGUAAAAAUUGAUCAUCUUUUUCACGAAAAUUUAUAA
Molecule: messenger RNA, 1527 nt
Organism: Plasmodium gonderi
Lineage: Eukaryota; Apicomplexa; Aconoidasida; Haemosporida; Plasmodiidae
Exons: 6
Coding region: 1-1527 (508 amino acids)
Source: RefSeq, a predicted model, not a curated record